This is a messenger RNA of Varanus komodoensis (Komodo dragon), 1599 nucleotides long. RefSeq names its product engrailed homeobox 1 (gene EN1). Gene Ontology annotation, molecular function: DNA-binding transcription factor activity, RNA polymerase II-specific; RNA polymerase II cis-regulatory region sequence-specific DNA binding. The coding region runs from base 1 to 1536 and encodes 511 amino acids. Gene Ontology annotation, biological process: multicellular organism development; regulation of transcription by RNA polymerase II; neuron differentiation. Gene Ontology annotation, cellular component: nucleus. The record is from RefSeq and is a predicted model, not a curated record. NCBI's taxonomy places the organism in Eukaryota, Metazoa, Chordata, Lepidosauria, Squamata, Varanidae. The transcript is spliced from 5 exons.
AUGGCAAACACGAAUCCCGAGUCGCAGGAUUUGAGCGCCGGCGCCCACCUUCCCCCACCCCGCACCCCGGAACGGGACCGCGGCGUUGCUGAGCAGAGGACGCGGCUGCCAUUCGAUGGAUCUCCCCCCCGCACCCCCCGUGGGGACGGGCAGGGCAGGACUCCUGCACCGUCCAAAUUUCAGCCCUGGGCCGGGGGCGACGACGGGGGCGGGGGUGGGGGAGAAAAGGUGGCAGGGUGUGCCCGCCGCAGCUGGGACCCGUCUGUGCCUCCUCGAACAACUUCAAGCGGCGGAGGCUGCGCCCCGCUCCCGCGGAAGGGACCUUUCCUGGGCCAGCCGCGAGCGCGAGGCUCUCCUCCUCUUCCUCAGCGCUGUCACCCGCAGCGGCCGGCAGAACCCUGUCCGGAGGAGCCCCUCCAGCCGCAGGGCAGCCUGCCUUCUUGCCCGCCGGAGGAGCGCAGCUCCCGGGACCCCGCCAGCAGCAGCAGCGGCAGCGGCAGCGAUGGCGAGAGCGUCCCGGUGUCGCCCAGCAGCCACGCUCCCUUGUCGCCGGCCGCGCCGUGCCUCCCGCCGCCGCAGCAGCACCCCCGGCCGCCGCCGCCGCCGCCGCCUCCACCACCGCCGCCGCCGCCGCCGCCGCCACAGCAGCAGCAGCAGCAGCAGCAACAGCAGCAGCAGCAUCGCACCACCAACUUUUUCAUCGACAACAUCCUGAGGCCGGACUUUGGCUGCAAGAAAGAGCAGCUCUUGAUCCUCGCCGGGACUGCGGGAGGAGGAGGAGGAGGCGGCGGCGGCGGCGGCGGCUGCGGCCGGGAAAGAGACCUAGAUCGCGCGGCCAGCUCAGGUAGAGAAAAUGUCAACCCACUGCUCGGCAGGCCCCCCAACCCGGCCUCCUCUCUCCUUAGCGCGGACUCGCACGGGAACCCCGAGCGCUCCUCCACGGCCUCCAAGGCGAGCCCCGCCACGGCGGCAGCAGCGGUAGGGACGGCCAAGCCCCCCUCCUCCUCCACCUCCUCCUCCUCCUCCUCCUCCUCUUCCUCCUCCUCCUGCUCGGAAGGGAGUGGAACUAACCCGGCGAAGUACGGGGAGCACGCCAACCCCGCCAUCCUCCUCAUGGGCUCCAAUAAUGGAGGAGCCGUGGUCAAGAGCGAUAGUCAGCAGCCGCUGGUUUGGCCGGCCUGGGUUUACUGCACUAGGUACUCAGACAGACCAUCCUCGGGUCCCCGCACGAGGAAGCUGAAGAAGAAGAAGAACGAGAAGGAAGACAAGCGGCCCCGGACCGCGUUCACGGCGGAGCAGCUCCAAAGACUCAAGGCGGAGUUCCAGGCGAACCGCUACAUCACCGAGCAGCGGCGGCAGACUUUGGCUCAGGAGCUCAGCCUCAACGAAUCGCAGAUCAAGAUCUGGUUCCAGAACAAGCGAGCCAAGAUCAAGAAGGCCACCGGCAUCAAGAACGGCCUCGCCCUCCACCUCAUGGCCCAAGGACUUUACAACCAUUCCACCACCACCGUGCAAGACAAAGAGGACAGCGAAUGAGCGGGCUCCCGGAGACUUUCGCUUUGGUUUUUUUAAAUUCCUAACCUUAUUAUUAUAAUUAUU